This is a messenger RNA of Mercenaria mercenaria, 2127 nucleotides long. RefSeq lists its product as uncharacterized. The coding region runs from base 1 to 2127 and encodes 708 amino acids. Lineage: Eukaryota; Metazoa; Mollusca; Bivalvia; Venerida; Veneridae. The transcript has a single exon. The record is from RefSeq and is a predicted model, not a curated record. Gene Ontology annotation, molecular function: protein binding.
AUGUCUCAGGAUCCUGAUUAUUACCAGACCGUAUCACUGAAACUGUCAGAGGUGCUCAGUGAUAUUUGUGUCAAUGAAAGAAUGAUUCAGAAGAGGAGGAGGACGGCCUUGUUGUUUGAAACUAUGCAGACUAGUAGUAACAGAUUGCAGGGCAUUAAUGUGUCCAUCUAUAAUUUUGGUAGCCGGUCUGAAGGGUCAACAACAAAAGGACUCAAUUCAGAUAAUGAUACACUCCUGUGCCUAAAUGAGUAUAAUAUGAUACAGGACUGGGGUGAGUGGCAACCUGGCAUGCUCAAUCUACUGGUGAUCCAGGAUGACACCACAUCACCAGGUUACUGUCUACUACAAUGUCUGAGGAUUGAUGAGCCUCUUCCUCUUCCUACUGCUGUACUUGAUAAUGAACAAGACGGAGAUCAUACAGUUAGCAGAGGUAAAGUGCUACUGAAGAACACAGCUUUAAGACAUGCUGUCUUACCAGUAAGUGUAAUGAAUGGUCCUGCUGAAUCAUUACAAGGAAUACCAGGUUUAGCUGAUCAAGAUCAUGUUACAGCAUACCACUGUAAAUCAUGGCCUGUAGAAGCCCGACCAUGGUUAUUACAACAAGGCAUAGGAAGAUGGCCAACAGAAGACAUGAAGAGAUAUUGCGAGACUACUGGAUGUUUUGUUGUACCAGUAAGCAGUAAAAAUGGCCAGAAUGAGCAACUUGAAUGGAGAAUAUCUACUUCCCAGGCUGAAAGAUGUCUCAUGUUUAAUUUAAACAUCACACAAUUAAGAUGUUACAUUCUGAUGAAGAUGAUUCUUAAAACAUUCAUAAAUCCUCAGUGUGAUGGUGUACUUUCAAGUUUCAUGUGCAAAACUGUUUUAUUUCAUUGUAUACAGAAUACAUGUUCAAAUAACUGGGUGAAAUCUAACUUACUUGCAUGUUUGUUGUGCUGCCUUACAGUAUUGCAGAACUUCGUUAGGAAAGAAAACUGUCCACAUUUUACAAUACCUGAAAACAACCUGAUGGCUGGAAGAAUUUCUCCUCAUAACAAACUCAGAAUUCUUGAAAUACUACAAAAGAUCAUACAAAGUGAGGGUCGUGCACUGCUGGAGAUUUCCAUUGAUGACCUUGGUCCAAGACUAAUGGUGACAAUGAACAUGGAUGAAGCUUUUCAGUAUUACCAAACUCCAGCACAAAUGUAUGCCCAUAUUUCAGCAGUUCUGCUAAUUGAUACUGCCUGUACAGUAACUGUCUGUCAAAUGGACUUUUUACGAAAAAUGAGUCAUGAUGGAAAUGCAAUAGUGCGUGAGAAUGUAUCAAACUUUAUGUUAACACUAACUAAAAUGUACAAAGAAGUGGGUUUUAGCAAUUUGGAAAAAUAUGCACUGAAGCUUUUAGCACCUCUAUUUUCAUCUUCCCUAGGAUCUGUGAUAGCAUCUCAUGACAUUUACACUACUCGCAGUAUAUCUCCAGAAGCACUGUCCUGGUUUUCAGUUGGUUUGAACUCAGAUGUGGCAUCUGGUAGACUGAAACUUGCAUCAGCAUUAUAUUGUGUAGGAGAUAUGGGAAGGGCAGAGUUUGUUCUGAGGAGUACAGAAGAAAAGUAUGAUCCGAAUUCUAUUGGACCUUUAUGUAAAUGUUAUGAUCAUCCCAUGUAUUUAAAGCAAGGAUUCACGCAUAAAUGUAACACUGGAAAUGAAGAACUAAUACAACAUUACACAGCAUUUUGUGUUAGAUUUCUGCGAUGUGAAAUUUGCUGUGUUCCUAAAGAGUUACAAUAUGAAAUGUUUAGAUCAACACAAGAGGACAGGCUUGAAAGGAAUGAAAUGGUUGACUACUGGCUGGAUUGGGCUAUAGUGGAUAGUCUCCCUUACCUGUAUUUCCUACAGUAUAAGACCUAUGGUGCUCUUCAUAGAGUGGCAGACCAACAAUGUGCACUUGCAAACCUGGACACUACCUUUGAAAGAGAAUUAAUUCUAGAUCACAGGGAAACAGCACUGAACUUACUAGGACAGUGUAUGGAACAGGAAAACCAACAUAAUGAUGCUUUACGCUGCUAUAUAAUGUCUUUGAAUAUCCGAGCAAGAAACAAUGCUGCAAAUUUUCUUAUUUGCAGACUUCUUUGUGAAAUCGUUAACACAUAA